AUGUCUGUCAACGGCGAAGUGGAAGACAAGCCACCAGCUCCUCCUGUCCGGAUGAGCAGUGCUAUCGUCACUGCAGGGGGUAAAGACCAGUUGUCUGCCAACCACAGUUUGAAACCCCUGCCCUCUGUACCAGAAGAGAGAAAACCUAGGAAUAAAAUCAUCUCCAUAUUCUUUAUCACUGAAAAAGGAAGCAAGAAGAAGGAAAAGGAAAGACCAGAAAUCUCCCCACCCUCAGAUUUUGAGCACACCAUCCAUGUUGGUUUUGAUGCUGUUACUGGAGAGUUCACUGGAAUGCCAGAGCAAUGGGCUCGGCUGCUUCAGACCUCAAAUAUCACAAAGCUAGAACAGAAGAAAAACCCCCAGGCGGUACUAGAUGUGCUGAAAUUCUAUGACUCCAAAGACACAGCAAAACAGAAGUACCUGAGCUUUUCUGCUCCAGAAAAAGAUGGUUUCCCUUCAGGAUCACCAACGACCAAUGCCAAAGGAGAACCAUCAGCAGCUGUGGCAGAUGAUGAUGAAGAUGAUGAAGAAGCUCCUCCUCCUGUUAUUGCUCCACGGCCAGAUCACACAAAAUCGAUUUAUACACGGUCUGUAAUUGACCCCAUCCCUGCGCCAGCUGGCGACACUUCUGUUGACAGUGCGGCAAAAUCAGGUGAUAAGCAGAAAAAGAAGACCAAAAUGUCGGAUGAAGAUAUCAUGGAAAAACUACGCACUAUUGUGAGCAUAGGAGAUCCCAAGAAAAAAUACAACAGAUACGAGAAAAUCGGACAGGGGGCUUCGGGUACAGUUUUCACAGCCAUUGAUGUGGCAACAGGACAGGAGGUUGCUAUUAAACAGAUAAACCUGCAGAAACAGCCCAAGAAGGAGUUGAUUAUUAAUGAGAUCUUGGUAAUGAAGGAACUAAAGAACCCCAACAUAGUCAACUUCCUGGACAGUUACCUCGUAGGAGAUGAAUUGUUUGUGGUGAUGGAGUAUCUGGCUGGAGGCUCACUAACAGAUGUGGUCACAGAAACAUGUAUGGAUGAAGCACAGAUAGCUGCUGUUUGCAGAGAGUGCUUGCAAGCGCUUGAGUUCUUACAUGCCAACCAGGUCAUCCACAGAGACAUUAAGAGUGACAACGUGCUGUUAGGAAUGGAUGGAUCUGUUAAACUAACCGACUUCGGUUUCUGUGCUCAGAUCACCCCAGAGCAGAGCAAGCGGAGCACUAUGGUUGGAACUCCUUACUGGAUGGCUCCUGAAGUGGUGACACGGAAAGCAUACGGCCCUAAAGUGGACAUCUGGUCUCUGGGCAUCAUGGCUAUUGAGAUGGUAGAAGGAGAACCCCCGUACCUCAAUGAAAACCCCUUGAGGGCUUUAUAUUUGAUAGCAACGAAUGGCACACCAGAGCUUCAGAAUCCUGAGAAACUGUCGCCAAUAUUCCGGGAUUUCUUGAACCGAUGUUUGGAGAUGGAUGUCGAGAGAAGAGGAUCAGCCAAAGAACUGCUACAGCAUCCCUUCUUGAAACUGGCCAAACCUCUGUCUAGCUUGACGCCACUGAUCUUGGCAGCCAAAGAAGCAAUGAAGAGUAACCGCUAACAUUACUGCCACAGCCU
Molecule: messenger RNA, 1592 nt
Organism: Nestor notabilis (Kea)
Lineage: Eukaryota; Metazoa; Chordata; Aves; Psittaciformes; Psittacidae
Gene: PAK2
Product: p21 protein (Cdc42/Rac)-activated kinase 2
Exons: 14
Coding region: 1-1575 (524 amino acids)
Biological process (GO): regulation of MAPK cascade; protein phosphorylation; regulation of axonogenesis
Cellular component (GO): cytoplasm
Molecular function (GO): ATP binding; protein serine/threonine kinase activity
Source: RefSeq, a predicted model, not a curated record